UGUUGCAACGACGUUUCUUCGGGUUUGCAUGUGCUGAGUCCCGCCUUGAUGAGACCGAGGAUUUUGUCAACAAAGGCCUGCUUGUACAAAGGGAUGAUGGCACUGUUGACUAUGAGAGGGCAUUUAACGUCAUCGAGGUUGAGUUGUAUUUUCUCUAUGACAUAUUUUAACAAUGCCUUCCUUCAUUACUAUGAGUCGAAAGUUGCAACAAUUUGGACAUUUGCCUCAAUCAUUGGCAUAAUAUUUGUGGGAGUUGUGACUAUCAUACCUGGGGCAAGGAGAACACAUAUUUCUGGCGACACUAUUGUUGUGACGACCGCAUCAUAUGACCUUGUCAUCACUCUAGUAAUACUGGUCUCCAUUGUUUUGCUCCAAGUGAUGCAGUUGGUACGGUGUUGGACAUCCAACUGGUCUAAAGUUGCCCUUGUGUGUCAGUCUAUCAGAAAUGGAGACGGGGGCUGCCAAAUGAGGUUUAAAGCAUUUAUGAGCAAGAUUAAUUUUUUCGCCGGCUAUGUCUGGCAACGUAAGCUUGGACAAUAUUCAUUUGUUGAAGCAAUCAGCACAAAAGAGUGUGUGUUGGCCACGUUUGUGAAACGUGCAUUCAAGGAAUGCAUCACUUUUUCAAGGAUAUUUGGAUUGCGGUACAUUGAGCAAGUUUACGAGGAAAUGUUUGGCAGUCCUACAGGCAAUGAUGUUCUGUUGACCACACACGUGAAGGAAGCCAUUGUUGACUCUUAUAUGCGCCUCUGCCUUAUUGACAAUGGUGAUCUAGGUACUUGGUCUUGGACUUGGCCGACAAUUGGUGUCUUUUCGGAGAGGAAAAAUGGACCGAGAACUAUUAUGGCUUGUCACAUUGCGACUUGUUACCUAGAAAUGGGGCAGUCAAAAAACAAGAAGUGGCUUGAUGAGCACCCUGUAGAAGAAGAGAGGGAGAAGCUAGCAGUGUAUUUUGAUGUUGCCACAACGUUGUCCAAGUACUAUGCACACUUGAUUGUCUCCGCGCCACAGUUACUUCCUCCGAACCCCUUGGAGACAAAAUCUGCUUAUAAUGCAGCCGCACGGGAAGCAAGACAUUUACUACGUGGGGCGAAAGACAAAUAUGAGGCAAUGAAACAUAUGGACUCAACAACAGGGGUGAUUACGAAUGAAGAAGAAUCAGAUUUCUCCAAGGAAGAAUCAGUUUUCCGGAAGGGCAUGGAACUAGGGAGGAGUCUCGAAAACCGGCCUGUGUUUGUUCUAUGGGAGGAGCUGGCAAGAUUCUGGACCAAUAGGUUGCUCUAUACCGCGCCUUCCGAUAAUGUGAAGGAGCACAUUGAUCAUCUCUCACGGGGUGGUGAGUUCAUCACGCAUCUCUGGGCUCUGCUGUUUCAUGCUGGCAUAGUCAAUGCCAACCAAUUCGAGCAAAAACAGGUCCUACGGGAACACUGGUGAGCCACCAAGAUCGAUGUUGCCGCCACUGAGCUCACUGAAAGUCCCAGGC
This is a messenger RNA of Triticum dicoccoides, 1480 nucleotides long. RefSeq lists its product as uncharacterized. NCBI's taxonomy places the organism in Eukaryota, Viridiplantae, Streptophyta, Magnoliopsida, Poales, Poaceae. Bases 49 to 1431 code for a protein of 460 amino acids. The transcript has 2 exons. The record is from RefSeq and is a predicted model, not a curated record.